Acipenser ruthenus (sterlet) is the source of this 7249-nucleotide messenger RNA. Its product is annotated as signal-induced proliferation-associated 1-like protein 3. Gene Ontology annotation, cellular component: plasma membrane; cytoplasm; Golgi apparatus. The coding region runs from base 837 to 6059 and encodes 1740 amino acids. NCBI's taxonomy places the organism in Eukaryota, Metazoa, Chordata, Actinopteri, Acipenseriformes, Acipenseridae. The transcript has 23 exons. Gene Ontology annotation, molecular function: protein binding; GTPase activator activity. Gene Ontology annotation, biological process: activation of GTPase activity; epithelial cell morphogenesis; regulation of small GTPase mediated signal transduction. The record is from RefSeq and is a predicted model, not a curated record.
CAAGUUAUCUGAACUCGCUCUGCUCUAUUUAGUUUCAUAAAACCUUGACGGUGCAGGACAUUCUUACUGUGCCUAUGAAGUGAUACAAAGAGCGAAAUGACGCCCACUAGCGGACACUGAAGGUGACCGAAAUGCGCGUUCACGGAGGCAUCGGACGCAGGCGCAGUGUGACCGGGGAUCGGCGUCGCGCUGCCGCUGGCUUGCUGAAGAGGGGAGACGAGCUGGCUCGAGAGACAGACCAGCCAGGCGUGUGCGCUGCGGAGUAUAACACAGUCAAAUUAAACUGGAGGAAUCGGAAUUCUGUACAGCACAACUGACCUACACUACACCGAUUUACAUAUUGUAUGACUAUGGGAAACGAAACAGGUUGUGUCUGUCAGAGUUGUAUACAUCACUAGAGAAGAAGGACUGCACUGAAAACUGAGUCCUAAACUUGGAGAAUACAUCUUGUUGUGGUUCUGUUGCUGAGGUGUCGUCCACUGUUCUGAAUAUGUCCAGGCCAGGCUCACAGGAUGACACGAGAACACAGGACUUUACAAAAUAUCUCUUAAACCGUGGGUUAGCAGCUGGACGAUGAGACCCAGGGAUUAAAGGUUUAAUAGCAUCCUGGGAAAUUCUUACAAAGAACUUUGGGUGAAUGAGUCGGAGGAAGGAAGCAGAAGCAUGCAAACGGAGGGCAGUAGAAGGAGAGACUGCAGUCCCAGAUAUUGUGUUUUGCAGCUGCUGUUUCUUCAACACAAUCAGUUCUUCACAUUCCUUGAAAGCAGAGCACGUUGAGGGGGCGUUUAAACAGAGAUGAGUGGCACUUUCUCGGCACUAGCAGAGCUUUUGAAUUCAUGCAGACUAUGACCAGUUAUCGAGCUGUUCAGAAUGACCUCAUGGUGGGCCCAGUAUUAGGAGGGUGUGUGGAGAUUUCGGGGGGCGAUUACUGCCCGCCACAUUUCCGGAAUGGAAACACUCCGCAGAUGCAUCAUGACGCUGGACUGUCGCGGCUCAGUGGCACUCCGGCCGUGCCCAAAAUGGGGGUGCGUGCCCGGAUUAAAGACUGGCCCCCCAGGAGAGAGCUCUCCAAAGAGUCUCUUCUGUCCAGUCCCUUACAUGAAGCGGACCAAGGGUCACAGUGUGUCCGGGACCUCGCUCCCCGCAGCCACAAUGGACAGAGCCCUUCGGGGGACCCCUCAUCCGGAGGGUUUAGGGGUCUCCAGAGGAUCCCCCGGCGCCACUCUAAAGACGUGGAGUUUCAGGAUGGCUGGCCCCGUUCCCCAGGCAAACGAUUUGCCCCUCUGUGGACUCGGAGUAACAGUGAGAUCACUCUUAGUGAACACGACACAGAGGCUCCUGAGCCUGCCAGGGGGACCAAGCACAUGGCGACAGGAAUGCCUCUGUUCAGGGAGUACGGCAGCACCUCCUCCAUCGACGUGCAGGGAAUCUCAGAGCAGAGCUUCUUCGAGAUGCUCAAUGAAUUCCGCCAGGAACUGCCGGACCAGCGGAGUGCCGCGCCGGACAAACUCCACGAGCUUCUGCGGGCAGACGCCAGUGCAGCAAACUCCAGCCUCAAUCUUAGCAGCACUGCCUCCAAAACUGACCUGAGGAACGGGCAAGCCAAAGAGGAGACCAGGCCCCUGCAGAAGACAGAGCGCGAGCGGGCGAGGAAGAAAAGCGGGAAGUCUGACGGGAGUGGCAGCACAGAUUCCUCAAUCUUCAGGAAACUGCUUAGCCGUGGCGAGACGGACACACCGGGCAAGGCUGGCUUCGACCAGGAAGAAGGCAGGAUCCAGGAGCCCACGUGCAAACCCUGGGUGUGCCCAAAAAGCUUUGCCCACUACGACGUGCAGAGCAUCCUCUUUGACGUGCUUCAAGUGGCAGCAAACCGCGACUAUGUGGCUCAGAGGAGGAAUACCACAACAGGAGCCUCGGCUGCAUCUGCUGUUUCCCUGGCCGUCAACAGAGCUCUUGGACUAGGGGGCCUGGAACCCACCUUCAUGAGCACGGAGGACUUGAACUAUAAGGAGAACCUGGAGCAUGAUCUGGGGGACUAUCAAAGCAAUGACCUCCUGCUCAGCUGCCCUCAUUUCCGAAACGAGAUCGGCGGGGCGGGGGAACGCAACGUCAGCUUUUUGAAGUCGUCGGCAGGAUUCUCAGGAGGCAGUGAAGGAGGCUUCAUCGAGCCGUCUCUCAACAUGCACUGCACCAACGCCAGCAUCUCCAUGCUGGAGAUUCCCAGCGAGCUGCAGAGCUGCCGGCUGGAGCGGCUGAAGCACUACAGCAUGGAGCACAUGGACAUGGGAGCGCAGUACUACAAGGGCUACUUCCACAGCAAGGAGCAUUUUAACUAUUUUGGAACGGAUGAGAAGCUGGGUCCAGUAGCGAUCAGCAUUAAGAGGGAGAAACUGGAGGAUACGAAGGAGCACAAGGACCAGUAUCAAUACCGGCUCAUCUUCAGAACUAGCGAGCUGCUGACUCUUCGAGGGGCGAUCCUGGAGGACGCGGUGCCCUCCACCUCGAAGCAUGGCACGGUGCGGGGGCUGCCCCUCAAAGAUGUGCUGGAGUACGUCAUCCCUGAGCUCAGCACCCCCUGCCUGCGGCUGGCACUCAACACCCCCAAAGUGACGGAGCAGCUGCUGAAACUCGACGAGCAAGGGCUCAGUAAGAAGCGCAAAGUGGGGAUCCUGUUCUGCAAAGCCGCUCAGAGCACAGAGGAGGAGAUGUACAACAACGAGGAGGCAAGUCCUGGCUUCGAGGAUUUCCUGUCCCUGCUGGGGGAGAAGGUGUGCCUGAAGGGCUUCUCCAAGUAUGCUGCCCAGCUGGAUACAAAGACCGAUUCGACUGGGACUCACUCGCUGUUCACUUCCUAUCAGGAUUACGAGAUCAUGUUUCACGUCUCGACAAUGCUUCCGUACACGCCAAACAACCGUCAGCAGCUCCUCCGUAAAAGGCACAUAGGAAACGACAUUGUCACGAUCAUCUUCCAGGAGCCCGAUGCCCUGCCUUUCACCCCCCAGAACAUCCGCUCCCACUUCCAGCACGUGUUUGUCAUCGUCCGAGUGCACAGCCCUUGCACAGAGAACGUCUGCUACAGUGUGGCAGUAACAAGAUCAAAAGAUGUGCCUCCGUUUGGGCCCCUGAUCCCAUGUGGAGUGACGUUCCGCCGUUCCGAGGUAUUCCGGGACUUUCUGCUGGCUAAGGUGAUUAACGCUGAGAACGCAGCGCAUAAGUCUGAGAAGUUCCACACCAUGGCGACUCGCACGCGCCAGGAGUACCUCAAAGACCUGGCAGAGAACUGCGUCUCCAACACCCCCAUCGACUCAACAGGGAAGUUCAACCUCAUCUCUCUGACCUCCAAGAAAAAAGAGAAGACCCGGGCGCGUGAGGGUGCAGAGCUGGGCAGUCUGGCCGCCAUCACCUGGCGUGUCUCCUCUCAGGACUUCAGCCGCGCCGAGGAGAUCGACUGCACCCUGGGCAUCUCCAACGAGUUUGUGGUUCUGAUCGACCAGGACACCAAGGAGGUGGUCUUCAACUGCUUCUGCGGAGACGUCAUCGGCUGGACCCCUGAUCGACUCGCCAUCAAGAUCUUCUACGGCCGCGGAGACCACAUCUUCAUCAGGGUGCCCGAGGACAGAGCAGAGGACAUCAGGGAGAUAGUGCAGAGGCUCAAGGUCAUGACGAGUGGAUGCGAGACGGUGGACAUGACGCUGCGGCGGAACGGACUGGGCCAGCUGGGCUUCCACGUGAAGUUCGACGGCACGGUGGCCGAGGUGGAGGAGUACGGGUUCGCCUGGCAGGCCGGGCUGAGGCAGGGCAGCCGAUUGGUGGAGAUUUGCAAGGUCGCCGUGGUGACGCUGACACACGACCAGAUGAUCGACCUCCUGAGGACCUCUGUCACUGUCAAGGUGGUGAUCAUCCCGCCUCUUGACGACGGCGCGCCACGCAGGGGCUUCUCUGAAGAGUAUGAGAUGAAGACGAUGGAGCAGAAGCCUGAGCCGGAGAGCGUGCCCGCUGGGUACAGGGUGGCGUACCGAAGCCCUGCCUGGCAGUGGUCAAGCCCCUCCUCCCAGAAUGCCUUGCAGCCCCAGAGAUGGGCAUCGCCGGGGAGGCCACAGCAGCCCAUGGGCCGGCCGCAGAAGCCAGGGGCACCGAUUCCAUACAGAGAACCACAGCCAGUGCAGAGCAAACGGCCUGUGAGUUUCCCUGAAACCCCCUAUAGCAACACAUCCCCUGGAGGGGGCGACAGAGGGCAGCCCUACAGGAACACCUCGGGCAGCUUCUCGACCCCGGGCUCCGGCGCAGGGGUGGCACUCACCCGCUACAAACAGUCCUCCGACAGGUACGGCACACCACAGCGGCCUCUGAUCGGCUACGAGCAGCACGUCAGCCAUGAAGUGAUGUCAAGUGGAGACUCGUCAUCCGGCUUUACCAGCCAGGAGAGCACCAUGGAGAGGACUAAACCAGACCCUCUGUGGCACGUGCCACCGUCAUCGCGGGUCCCGGGCAUGAACAGUGCCCCGAAACGCGCCAACAGACAGGAGAUGCCAGCCAAGGACUCUCCCAACAGACAUUCCAGAGGUGAAGCCCAGUACUCAAGCCAUUCCAGCAGCAACACUCUGUCCAGCAACGCGUCGAGCAGCCACAGUGACGAGCGCUGGUUCGACUCGGGGGACCCCGCGGAGGCUGACCAGGACCCCAUGGCCAAGGGGGGCUCCAGCGACAGCGGGAUCGACGCCAGCACCCUGUACACACCCAGCCCCAACUCCACGGGGGUGAAGCCGGGCCUCCCCCUGCCCACCGCACACCAGCGAGACCAACCCCAGAAACCCAUCCUGGCCUCCGCCACCUACAGCGGCCUCCAGGAGCACACCAUCCGCGCUGCGGAGAGGGACAAGAGGAGAGAGUCGUCCCCGGCUAUCGGCAUCUCCCCGCAGGUCAAGGGCUACCGGACACAGGCCUACGCCCUGCCAGGCGCCAGCAGCACCCCCGCCCCGACCACCAGCCAAGGGUUUAAACAGGCCAGGGUUGGCUUCACCCCUCAAGGCUACAAGACGCCAGUGCUGGACAAGCCCAAGCCCACGAAGGGAUCCCAGUCUGGGUCCCACCAGCUCUCUACCUCGAUACCCAAGUCCUUCUACUCCAAGAAUAAGCACGUCACAGGCUGGAAGAAGAGCGAGGACGCCCUGGCCCGGCCCAGCACCUUCACCGACCACAAGAAGCAAGUUGAAGUGAACUCCAAGAACGUUUUUGGCCAGCCAAGGUUGAGAGCUUCUCUGCGGGAUUUGAGAUCCCCGCGGAAAACCUACAAGUCAACGAUCGAAGACGACCUGAAGAAGCUUAUUAUCAUGGACUGUCCAGGAUCCGACCAAGACUGGGACGGGUCCCAGAGAAAGCCUCUGCAGCGCACGUUCUCUGACGAGAGUAUCUGCAGCGGCCGCAGGGACCCGAGCUACGCCAGCGCCCAGCUGUUUGACCCACCGCUGCCCAGUGACUUCCUGUUCACCAGCACUCUGCCCAGCCGCAGGCAGCACCAGCCUCAAGUGGUCGCCAGCCUGCCAGAGAAGAAGUCGAAUAUCUCUGCGUCGGAGCUGUCCCUGACGGAGGUGCGAGACAAGACCCCACUCCGACGCCCCGACCCCGGCAUGAUGCCCCUCCCGGAUACCGCCUCCGGCCUGGAGUGGUCCAGCCUGGUCAACGCCGCCAAAGCAUACGAAGUUCAGAGGACAGUGUCGCUGUUUUCCCUCAAUGAUCCUUCCCUGGGAUGUGAAGUGAGGUCAUCGCUCAGCCCGGUGCACACUCUCGCAGCCCCUGAGAGGCUGGCCACUCCCAGGAUCACACCUCCCAUCAGCGAGGAGAUUCCAGGCGACCUGAAGGGGCGGCUGUAUCAGUUAGAGGUCAUGCUGAAACAGCUCCAUAGCGACCUGGAGAAGGAGAAGCAAGACAAGGUCAUCCUGUUGACAGAAGUGUCGAACUUGAGAGAGAACAACCAGCGUCUUCAGAAGGAAUCUGUGUCGGCCAACGAGCAGCUGAAAAAGUUCAGCCACAUCUACACCAGCUCCAUGGAGAGGAAGUAGUAGCAGCUGCGCGAGCCGGUCCUCUUUACUUCCUGUUUGAAGCCAGUCCGGUUUACUGCUACUGUGGGGCACAUGUCUUAAUGCAGUGUCAAAGCACUUAAUGACCUGACAAACAAUAAAUAAUAAAAGAGAAACGAAAGCGGUUUAACAUUUGAACUUCAGAAUUUAAACCACUUAAUAUCUGUGCAGCUCGACAUAUUUAUUAGCAGGAGAGAAUAACAGAGGAUUUAUUUUGUGGUUCAGUUCUCUCACCAAACCACCAGGAUGUUUGUCUGCAGGUACCAAAUCAUUGCUCGGAAAAUCAGGAAAGCGAUUGAGCUGCUUCAGGAACGGGCAUCAGAAUUUGAAGGGAGUGCAUAUCUCCUCAAAAACUUCUCUGAUUUCAUCUGGAAAUCGACAGCUUUCAUCAGUCUUCAAAAUGACAUCAUCCGGCUUUUUGUGUUUUUAACAAACAGCGUUUCGAAAGACCGGUUUGACUAUUGAGGUAAACGGGUUUGCAAUGUCAGGCUCUAGACUGAGUUGUGUCCUGACAUCAAACAAUUUGCAUCUGGGAUUUGAAAAAGCAAGGAAGUAGGAAAAAAAAACACCAAUAAGGAAUUCUGGAGGCCUGAGUUCAUGAGCCAGCCACACAGGUGUGCUUGGAGCAGGUACUUUUAUUGUUAUGGUCAGUCUUAAGUCUGUGAAACAGACGUUUUCUUUUUUUAAACUUUAAAUUUGCUUCCAAAUGAAGCGUUGAGUGUUUUUGUUGUUGGUUUUUUGGUGUUGUUUUUGUGCAUCUUUUCUAAAUAGUCCGAUAUCAUAACUGCUUCACUGUAUGUUUGCAUAUUUAAUUUCAGUUUUGUGUUUUUAAUGGUACUGUAGUGUAAACCUCACAGGGUAUUGCUCUAACACAUUGCAUACACACAUUGCACACAGAUCAGAGCCGGGUAGCCUCUAGAUGCCACGGUUGUGCUGCAAGCCUGAUUCUGACCCGUUCAUGUACCAGCUUCUGCUGUGAGAGGGAAUAGCAGGACAUAGGAAUGCACUGUACUCGUAGCCAGCAUCCUUACAAAACACUACAACUUCAAUAAGCUAUGGCAACCGAAUGAGGCUGAUUUGCUGAAACAAAACCACACUGUGACUCACUGUGAUCAUGACUUUUUCAGGGUACGUUUUGAAGUUGCUGAUCUUGUUUGCUUGCUCAUUAUAAU